This is a messenger RNA of Schistosoma rodhaini, 2148 nucleotides long. The record is from the annotation of a GenBank genome assembly. Lineage: Eukaryota; Metazoa; Platyhelminthes; Trematoda; Strigeidida; Schistosomatidae.
UAGCUUCAAUUGACUCAUGCUUUCUACUAUUUAAAUAUUUGUUGCUUAAAAAUGAAUUUAAGUUCAUGUCGAAUAACUUUCAAAACCGAGCGAAUGUAUAACAGGAAUUUUCAGAAUACAGUAGAAUAGCACACUGAAAUUAACGAAUGUUAAACCAAACGAUUAUCAUAUCGAAUUAAUCAAUGAUCUUGCUCUUCUCCGUUUCAUAUCAAUAGUCAGUUUUAUUUACAGCAUAACAUUGUGACUUAUCAAGUGCUAGUUUAUGUACUUGACUAUAUCUGAAUGUGAGGAGUAACAAUAUUACUUAGAUAUCCAAAAGGAAUUCGGUAUAUUGAAUUAUAAACUGUAGACAAAUGGUUGAAAGCCAGGUGCUCUAACCAUUAAGCUACUACUUCAUUAUUCACACUACGCGUACAUUUCACAGCCAUGGACUGAAGGGAUUAAGGUCUAUACCUGGUAACAAGUUUCCUGUCUUUCAAACUGCUAAUAAUCUAUUCCCAUCUACUUCAAGUUGUUAAUUUACCAAACUCCUGAUAUUUUUUAUGUAUAGGAUCAUAAUGAGUCAUAAUAGGAUUCUAACUUGCAGAUUAAGUGUAGUAACAGUUGCUGCUACGCUGUUCACUGCCACGUUAAUACUUCAGCCAGUAAUCAUCAUAUAUAAUUACUCAUCUAUAGCCAAGCGUGUUCCUAAAUCAAUUGAUAUAGCUUAUGUAAACACGAUCCCUGGAAAUAUCACAUUAACUCGUGACUGGAGUUUCGAUCCUACUUUUCCAAAAGAACAAUACAAUUUGUCAACAUCUAAUAACAUACAUCGAAUAUUCAUAAUUCCUGCAUUUUCUUCUGGUUCUGAUGAUUUGGAGUAUCCAAUGGUGGUAGAUAUGCCAAAACUAGUUGGACAGGUUCUUUCAAACUUGACUGUAACAUCUAGUCCAAUAAAUGAUCCAAAAUUUCCAAUACUUAUGAGCGAACAUCAGAAGUGUAACAACAUUCUCUUAACAACAGGAGAAGCUCCAGAACUAAUAAUUCUCAUCAAAUCUGCUCCAUCAAAUUUUUUACGCAGAAAUGCAAUACGCUUAACAUGGGGUAAUGAUCUUUGCUGGGGUGGACGUCGUGUCAUACAUCUUUUCCUUCUUGGUAAUGUCCCAUCUAAUAAUGAACGUUUAAAAUACAUAUUAAAAAAUGAGUCCUAUGUAUAUCAUGAUAUAAUUCAACAAGAUUUUCUUGAUCACUAUUAUAAUAGUACAUAUAAAAUUAUGUUUGGUAUUAAUUGGGCAGUAAAAUAUUGUUCAAAUGUCCCAAUUAUUAUGUUUGUUGAUGAUGAUUAUUUUAUCUAUCCAAAAAAUGUGGUUGCUUAUAUUGAAGGUUUAAGCACCGAGCUACGUAAACUUUUGAUCAGUGGUUAUGUUUGGUAUAAUGCUGGACCAGUUCGUAAGAAUAUCGGCAGUCACGAUAAGUGGUUGGUUGAUGACAAAGAAUAUGCUCCGCGUUAUUAUCCUCCAUAUGUGGCAGGGGGUAAUUUUUUUUUAUCAAUGAAUUUGGCACGUCAAUUAAAUAUAGCUAUGCGUUACACAAAAUAUCUUCGGUUUGAUGAUGUCUACCUUGGAAUAAUACUUAAGAAGUUAUUACAUGUGCCGAUGCAUUUAAAAAAAGUCUACACAUUCCACCCUGUAAAUUUAAAUUCAUCUGAGAUAUAUGAAAUGAUUUCUAGUCAUGGCUUUGGCAAAUCUGUUUCACAAUUCUUCUUAUGGGACCGCUUAAAAUGUUCAACAUUUUGUGUACACUCUAUUGUUUAAUUUACCAUUUGUUUUUCUUCUUUUAUACUAUUAGAACAAUACUUAUGACGUUUCUCUUCUUUUUUUCAAUCAUCCUUCCUGGAUCUAUCCAAUUAUCAGUCAAGAUAAAAUGGUAGACAGUUUUACAGGAAACUUUGUCAUUUUUAUUCGCCUUUUGUUGUUGUUGGAUUUCACCUGUCUUAAUCAUUUGUAUUCUAAUUGUGCAUACUUUUACUAUUAUCUGAUAUAUGAAACAAGAAAAUGUUCAUUCUUGAUAUUUACUCAAAUGCUCCCACUUAUCGUUACUAAUACUACUUUCGAUAAAAUUUCUGAUAGACUAAAUAUAUUUAUUGAUCAAAAUAAUUUAUACUUAACC